Molecule: messenger RNA, 1419 nt
Organism: Morchella importuna
Lineage: Eukaryota; Fungi; Ascomycota; Pezizomycetes; Pezizales; Morchellaceae
Exons: 7
Coding region: 1-1419 (472 amino acids)
Biological process (GO): nucleoside metabolic process
Cellular component (GO): cytoplasm
Molecular function (GO): purine-nucleoside phosphorylase activity
Source: RefSeq, a predicted model, not a curated record
AUGGCCACCAUCCUCGAGUCCCCGUUCCCCGCUUCGACCAAGCAGUCAGCCUGCCUCAUUGAUGGCAUUCACACCGACUGCAGCGUAAUCUCCUUUGCCGAUAAGAUCGUCAUAACGCUGACGCAACAAGGCCGCCUUGCGCAAUGGUUCCAUGUACCCCUCGACGGACACCAUCCCGGCCUGCUCGAAGGCAAGUCACCCGACGACGAAGACGGGCUUCUCCCACUAUCACAUUUGACGCCAACCACCCUCCUUGGCGGAACUGUCCAGGAGCGGGAGGCGCUUGGGCAGACAAUUGCCGUCCAGCUUGCAUCUGUUUUGGCGAUGCGCAGGAAGGAGGAGGGGCGGAUGCUAGUUGUUGGGUUGGGGCUGCAGCAGAAGGAGCUGGACGGGGAUGCGUUUGUGAAGUUGGUAGAGCUGGUGGGAGACUCCCUACAAAUCAAAAGCCUCAGCUCCUCUGUCACAAUGGCCGAAGUUACUACCACCACCACAAUCGCUUUUGCAGCCCAGUCUGCAUACCACAUCAGGACACAGCUCCCCCCCGCUCUCUCCAAACCUUGUAUCGGUAUCAUCUGUGGGUCUGGACUCGGUGGUCUUGCAGAGACUCUUCACAGCUCUCCUCAAUUCGAAAUCUCUUACACCAAGAUCCCCAACUUCCCCCACUCCACCGUUGUCGGUCAUGCCGGUAAAUUUGUCUUUGGCCUACUCGGCGAGAAGAAGACCCCCGUCGUGAUGAUGGUUGGCCGUGUACACUUCUUCGAAGGACACUCGAUCGAGAAAGUGACCUUCCCCACCCGCGUCAUGAAGCUUCUUGGUAUCAGCACCAUCAUCGUCACAAACGCUGCUGGCGGGCUCAACCCCGCUUACUCCGUUGGCGACAUGAUGAUCAUCAACGACCACAUUAAUCUUCCUGGACUCUCUGGGGCGCAUCCUCUCCGAGGACCCAAUAAUGAUUCCUGGGGCCCGCGCUUCCCCGCCCUUUCGGAUGCAUACGAUCUCGAGCUGCGAAAGGUUGUGCACCAGAGCUAUAAGAAGCUGCCGGGCACGACAGAGACCCGGAAGCUUCAUGAGGGCGUGUAUGUAUUUGUAUCCGGGCCGUCGUACGAGACCCGUGCGGAGUGUAGGAUGCUGAAGAUGAUGGGCGCGGAUUGCGUGGGUAUGAGUACGGUGCCUGAGAUCAUUGUGGCGCGGCACUGCGGGCUUCGGGUGUUGGCAAUGAGUCUGGUGACGAAUAAAUCAGUGUUGGAGGAGGGACCAAGAGGUGAUGCGGUCUUGGUCGAGGGGAAGGAUGUUGGCGAACUGAAGGGUGUAAUGGAGGUGGGGAAGGCAAAUCACGAGGAGGUUUUGGAAACUGGAAAGGAGGCGGCCAAGGAUAUGCAGGCGCUGAUCAAGCAGUUUGUGGACGAUAUCUCAGGAUAG